Molecule: messenger RNA, 2224 nt
Organism: Erinaceus europaeus (western European hedgehog)
Lineage: Eukaryota; Metazoa; Chordata; Mammalia; Eulipotyphla; Erinaceidae
Gene: ELOC
Product: elongin C
Exons: 4
Coding region: 261-599 (112 amino acids)
Biological process (GO): ubiquitin-dependent protein catabolic process
Cellular component (GO): elongin complex
Molecular function (GO): protein-macromolecule adaptor activity
Source: RefSeq, a predicted model, not a curated record
GAGCAAGAGGCAAACCGUGCGACCACCAGUUAGGUAUUAAUCUCCCGCGCGUCGCGGAAAGUGGUGUUUGUGACCCAGCGGAAGUGAUUCUUCUAUCUGCCCCGGAACCCGCUGCGGCAGGCUUCUGGGGUGGGGGGGCGGCCCUGGAGUAGGGGCUGUGGCGGUGCACGGGGACCCGGUGCGGUGACGGCAGUGUCUGCGGAGCUGACGAGAAACCAUUUAGUCCCUGUGGAAGUGGAGUAGGAUUUCUCCAAUAUAUAAUGGAUGGAGAAGAGAAGACCUAUGGUGGCUGUGAAGGCCCCGACGCCAUGUAUGUCAAACUGAUAUCGUCGGAUGGCCAUGAAUUUAUCGUGAAAAGAGAACAUGCGUUAACAUCGGGAACGAUAAAAGCCAUGUUAAGUGGCCCGGGUCAGUUUGCUGAAAAUGAAACCAAUGAAGUCAAUUUUAGAGAGAUCCCUUCACAUGUGCUAUCAAAAGUAUGCAUGUAUUUUACCUACAAGGUUCGCUACACUAACAGUUCUACCGAGAUUCCUGAAUUCCCAAUUGCACCGGAAAUUGCACUGGAACUGCUGAUGGCUGCGAACUUCCUAGAUUGUUAAAUAAAAUAAAUUAUAAUGAUAAACUGUUAACUUUUUUCAGUAUUUAAUACCUAUAGUUCAGUUAGUAUUUUUUUCAUAUAUAGCAUGUUUCCUGUGUGUAAUUGAACUUUAAUGUUCAUUGCAAAACAGAUUAUCUUCUGUUUUAUUGCAUAGCAAUCAGAAUUGAAAUUUGUUUGCUACAUCAACAAAUUAAGAACAUUUUCACAAAUUGAGAAAUAAACAAAUAUGCCAAUUUGUAGGUGGUUUCGCCUUAUCCUUUAGAUUGACUUUUUAAAUUAGAGCAGUGGUGAUAAAGAGUAAAUGCUGAAAUCUAUGCUAAGCAAACACACCUUACAAAUAAAGAAUGGGGCAAUGUAUUUUUCUGUUUUUAGAGGGAUGAUUUUUUUUUACCUAUUCUGAUCUUAUAGUUGCCAUUAACAUUAUGCAAAUAACUGGAUUACAAAAGUGUUCAUAAUUUAGCCAGAACAUUGAUUUUUCUUAAUGACUGUUGAAGACAAAAAUUGAAGUUUCUUAUGUGUUUUUGAUAAACUGAAGUAUUGUCAAGUUGUCCCUUGUUUUUGUUUAUUGCUACAAGUUAAGAACUUUAAGAAUAGUUAUGGAAGAUUACCAAGGUCAACUUUUAGGGCUAAAACCUUUUUGAACUGUAUCCAGAUGGUCAAAUAACUUUGGUUUCAUGUGCAUUUUGGACAGUCCAAAGUGUACAUUCUUUCAUCUACUAUAGAGAUUCUUUUGCAAAAAUUGUUUGUUACACAGUCCCUCGUGAGUAUAUUUAUUGUCUAAAGAGUCUCACUGUAGUCUUUACCUAGAUCUUUAAAAUUAGAUUUAUGAUUGAUCCUAGUGCUCCUCCUUCUAAUUGAAGCAUUUGUGGAGAGGAUUGGGAGGCAUGCAGUGCAAUUCUUACAGUGCAUUUUGAUAUAAAUUAUCUUCUGUUAAUUAAAGUGUAUCCCAGUAAGUUAUAAUAUGUGGGAUUUCUACUGAAUUCAUUUUAUAAGAUCAUUCAGCUCUUAUACUAAAUAGGCACACACAUAAAAAGAGACAGAGCAUCCCUGCUUGCAAAUGGGAAAAGCACUGGAGUAGGUUUUUUUUGUUUGUUUGUUUUACUGUAUUCCUUUUAGCAGUAAAGCAGUGCUGUCACUGUAGGGUCUAUAAAAUCUGAAUCUCAGUUCUUCCAGACUGGUCUAAUAUGGACCAGUUUUUUCUGAAACUGAAACCAUAAACAACCAAAAUCUAUAAAUGUAAUUUUUUUCCCCUUAAAAGAACUUACAUUGUAUUUUCUGGCUUAUUGAAAGCAAUCAAAUAUAAAUGUUAAUUGCAUAUAUUUUAGUAACUUCUUAAGACAUAAUGAUACAUAUUUUAGUAGAGAUGAUUGUCAAGUUCAGGAACUAUAUUCUGGUACCUGGUGACAAGUAAUGAUUAUAGACACAAAUGGUGAUCUUAAGUUUAAGGAUCUAAGUGCUAGCUAAAAAUAGUUAAAUAUUGACCAAUUUUAGUGGGUUACUUUAUAUGUUAUAUUCAGAAGUAACCUUAAGUUUAAAACAUUGAAAUAGAACUGAAAUAAAGAUUAGGUAAACCUGUGUAUCUUACAAAUGGUACUUGCAUGUUAAUAAAGGCUCUAUUGACUGAAA